GGCACCCUCGCUGACAUGACAAUCCCAUAGUCACUUCACGAAUAGUCUUUCUUCUGUCGAAUUCGAGUACAAGUCUACACCGUUCCGUGAACGCUUAACAUUUUCCUCAGUCUACUAGUGUAGGUUUGAUUGUAAGUUCUCUUGUAUAAGUUAUUCGAAAGAAUUCAACUCGAGUCAUGGGUAGCGAAAAGAAAAUCAUUCUGGUCACCGGCGGCAGUGGUCUAGUAGGACAAGCUAUCAAGCAAGCUAAACAGCAAGAUCCGAGAGAAAACGAGACUUUUAUUUUUCUCAGUUCCAAAGAUGGAGACCUUAAGGAUCCAGCAGCUGCGCAGAGAGUAUUUGAAAAAUACAAUCCCACUCAUGUCAUUCAUCUUGCUGCCAUGGUCGGAGGACUCUUCCACAACAUGCAACAUAAUCUUGAUUUCUUGCGGAACAAUAUCCUCAUUAACGAUAAUGUACUUCAUAACAGCUACAAGUUGGGGGUAAAGAAAGUUGUCUCAUGCUUGUCAACGUGUGUUUUUCCUGAUCAGACAACAUACCCAAUUGAUGAAACUAUGAUUCAUGAUGGGCCUCCUCAUUCUUCCAACUUUGGUUAUAGCUAUGCUAAACGGUUGAUUGAUGUUCAAAACCAUGCUUACCACCAGCAGCAUGGUUGUCACUUUACUUCUGUGAUCCCUACUAAUGUUUUUGGAGCUUUUGAUAAUUACAAUCUAGAGGAUGGCCAUGUCAUCCCAGGACUCAUCCACAAGGCCUACAUUGCCAAGAAAGAAGGAAAGCCGUUGGUAGUUUACGGAUCAGGAAAGCCGCUGCGGCAGUUUAUCUACUCUAUAGAUUUGGCUAAACUGUUCCUAUUUGUACUUAGAGAAUAUGAAGAAAUUGAUCCAAUCAUUUUGUCAGUUGAUGAAUCCAGUGAAGUGUCGAUCGCUGAAGUAGCGCAAAUGAUUGCGGAUGCCUUCCAGCUAGAACACGGAAUCGUCCUGGACUCCACCAAGGCCGACGGCCAGUACAAAAAGACAGCAUCCAAUAACAAGUUGCGAUGCUAUCUACCGGACUUUCAAUUCACGCCGCUCAAAGAGGCUAUUGAGCGCACGGUUCAGUGGUUCAAUCUCAAUUAUCAUAUCGCCCGAAAAUAACCAAGACUGGAUCAGAUGAUUUUUAAGUGCCGUCCCUUACUUUGGUAUUCCUCAUUGGCUGAAAGAAAAGAUAUUUUCCAUUUGAGUGUAAAAUUUUCUUUUCUAAAUUAAUGUCACUGGUUACUAAUAAACGAUUCUAGGGGUGUGAA
Daphnia carinata is the source of this 1282-nucleotide messenger RNA. RefSeq names its product GDP-L-fucose synthase-like (gene Gmer). NCBI's taxonomy places the organism in Eukaryota, Metazoa, Arthropoda, Branchiopoda, Diplostraca, Daphniidae. Gene Ontology annotation, biological process: nucleotide-sugar biosynthetic process. Gene Ontology annotation, molecular function: GDP-L-fucose synthase activity. The record is from RefSeq and is a predicted model, not a curated record. The transcript is spliced from 6 exons. The coding region runs from base 177 to 1133 and encodes 318 amino acids.